UACGUUAUCAUAUAUGAGUUGCUUCUAUUAUUAUAUAUCGUGCAUACAUGUACUUGUAGUCAAUCAGUUCAUCGUUCUCUAGUCAAUGCUCAAUGCUCAUACACGCAUAUAUAGAUUAACGUCGAGUUGCAGACUGCGAGCGGAAAGCAUCCAAGAGGCACGCUGAACUUUAAAAUUCUAUAAUCUUGUUGAUGAUUUCUAGGAAACUGCUUUGCUGCUGUGUUCGGAAGUUUGGGUUUGGGGAACGUGUCACAAUUUUGGCGUAUUUGAAAGAAAAAAUAUGGAGGAUACUUCCCCAAUUGCAAAAGAUGUUACUGAGGAAAAACCCCAAUGGUAUAUCUCAACAACAUUGUUGAUGGUUGUGUAGCUCGAAUUGCAGCCAAGUUGGAGAUGAUGGAACCAUGCUCUAGUGUGAAAGACAGGAUUGGAUAUAGUAUGAUCAAAGAUGCAGAAGAGAAGGGCCUGAUUACCCCUGGGAAGACGGUUCUCAUUGAGGCUACCAGUGGCAAUACUGGCAUUGGUUUGGCGUUCAUUGCAGCUACUAAGGGCUACAAGCUUAUUCUAGUCAUGCCAUCUUCUUAUAGCCUCGAGAGAAGGAUUAUUCUCCGAGCUUUUGGUGCAGAGUUGUAUCUUACAGAUAUAGCUAAGGGUAUUGCUGGGGUUUUCCAAAAGGCUCAAGAGAUACUAGAAAGGACACCUAACGGUUAUUAUCUACAUCAAUUUGAAAAUCCUGCCAACCCAAAGAUUCACUAUGAAACCACUGGACCAGAGAUUUGGAAGGGCUCUGAAGAGAAAGUUGAUGCCUUAGUUGCUGGAAUAGGGACUGGGGGCACUGUCACUGGUGCAGGGCAGUUCCUGAAGCAGAAAAAUCCAAAUAUAAAGGUCUAUGGUGUUGAACCAACUGAAAGCCCUGUACUAAAUGGAGGAAAACCUGGGCCACAAUUCGAUACUUACAGCGGGAGAGAGACGGCUUUCAUGGCGGUCUUGGGGUCGGAUCUGCGCGCUCUGUCCACCGAAGCCCGCCGGAGGUACCCCGCCGUCAAAGACGGAGCCGAACACGCUAUACUUAAGCUUCGAUCAUUUUCAAGCCCUAGUGAAAUUGCACAGAACAAGGAUAUACUACGGAUUUUUCUGAUAGCUUGUGAUGUUAAAGCCGUGAAGCUGAGUGUUAUUGGACUUUCUUGCCUGCAGAAGCUCAUAUCUCAUGAUGCAGUUGCUCCUUCAGCUUUGGGGGAGAUACUUGCCACCUUGAAAGAGCAUGCUGAAAUGGAAGAUGAGACUGUUCAACUCAAGACCUUACAGACCAUAUUGAUAAUAUUUCAGUCAUGCUUACUACCUGAAAAUGAGGAAAAUAUGGCCCAGGGUCUUGGUAUUAGCCUCCGGCUUCUUGAAAACAACAGAUCCUCUGACAGUGUGAGAAAUACUGCUGCAGCAACCUUUAGGCAAGCAGUAGCAUUGGUUUUUGAUCAUUUGGUCUGUGCGGAGUCACUUCCUGUGGGCAAAGUUGGUUCUGGAGGAUAUAUUUCUCGAAGUACUUCUGUGACUACUGAUGUUAAUCGCAGUAUUAAUCGUGCAGAGUCAUUGGAACAUGAUUUUAUUUCUGGAGGCCCUUCAUUGAUGAGGAAGACCCUAACUAAAGCUGGAAAGCUUGGACUACUAUUGCUUGAAGACCUGACAGCUCUAGCUGCAGGUGUAUCUGCAAUCUGGUUACGUGUCGGUUCCAUUCAGCGGACAUUUGUACUUGAUAUACUAGAGUUCAUUCUCUCUAAUUAUGUGGUCGUAUUUAGAACCUUGAUUCCAUAUGAGCAGGUCUUGCGCCACCAGAUAUGUUCGCUUCUCAUGACUUCACUUCGUACCAAUUCUGAGAUUGAAGGAGAAGCAGGAGAACCUUAUUUUCGCCGCUUGGUCUUGCGAUCAGUGGCCCAUAUAAUAAGGCUUUACAGUUCAUCUCUUAUCACUGAAUGUGAGGUUUUCCUUAGCAUGUUAGUGAAGUUUGUAUCUCUUGAUUUGCCAUUGUGGCAUCGGAUUCUUGUUCUUGAAGUAUUGCGGGGGUUUUGUGUGGAGGCACGAACUCUGAGAGUUCUUUUCCAGAACUUUGACAUGCAUGCCAAGAACACAAAUGUUGUGGAGGGUAUGGCAAAAGCUCUUGCUCGGGUUGUUUCAAGUGUACAGGUUCAGGACACAAGCGAAGAAAGCCUGGCAGCUGUUGCUGGAAUGUUUAGUAGUAAAGCUAAAGGGAUUGAAUGGAGCUUAGAUAAUGAUGCAUCAAAUGCUGCUGUUUUGGUUGCAAGUGAAGCCCAUGCAAUAACUUUGGCCAUUGAAGGUUUGCUUGGCGUUGUAUUUACUGUGGCUACUUUGACAGAUGAGGCAGUGGAUGUUGGUGAGCUUGAAUCCCCUAGAUAUGAGUCUGACCUAUCAACAAAGUCCACUGGGGAAACUGCUGCUCUAUGCAUUUCAAUGGUUGAUUCAGUGUGGUUGACCAUAUUGGAUGCAUUGUCCUUGAUUCUAGCAAAGUCACAAGGAGAGGCUAUUGUAUUGGAGAUACUAAAGGGGUAUCAAGCAUUUACACAGGCAUGUGGGGUCCUUCAUGCUGUAGAACCAUUAAACUCAUUUUUAGCUUCCCUCUGCAAAUUUACAAUCAAUAUUCCAUCUGAAACAGAAAAGAGGAGUGUUUUACAAUCCCCUGGUUCAAAACGUUCUGAACUAUUGGUUGAUCAAAGGGAUGGCGUUGUCCUUACGCCCAAGAAUGUGCAGGCCUUAAGGACCCUCUUUAAUGUAGCUCAUCGGUUGCACAACGUUUUGGGCCCUUCAUGGGUAUUGGUUUUGGAGACCCUAGCAGCCUUAGACCGAGCAAUACAUUCUCCCCAUGCAACUACUCAGGAGGUCUCAACUGCUGUCCCAAAGCUUACAAGAGAAUCAUCCGGUCAAUACAGUGACUUCAGUAUCCUCUCUUCCUUGAAUUCUCAGCUGUUUGAGAGCUCAGCAUUGAUGCACAUACCGUCAGUUAAGUCACUUCUUUCUGCACUAUGUCAGUUGUCAUAUCAAUGUAUGACUGAAACUCUAAGCAGUUCUGGACAAGCAUCAAACCAAAAACUUGGAAGCAUCAGCUUUUCGGUAGAGAGAAUGAUAUCCAUCCUCGUAAAUAAUCUUCACCGGGUGGAGCCCCUUUGGGAUCAAGUUGUUGCACAUUUUAUUGAGCUAGCUAAUAGUCCUAAUCAACUCUUAAAAAAUAUGGGACUGGGUGCGCUAGACCAAUCAAUAUGUGCUGUUUUGGGUUCAGAUCAGUUUCAGGAACACCCAGCAUCCAGACUGUAUGGCACAUCUUCUGAUGUUGAAUCCUUGAACACAGAUCUUAGAUCACUUGAAUGUGCUGUAAUAUCUCCAUUACAAGUUCUAUACUUCUCAACUCAAAGCAUUGAUGUUCGUGCUGGUUCUCUGAAGAUUCUUCUGCAUGUUCUAGAGAGGCAUGGAGAGAAGUUGCACUACAGCUGGCCAAACAUUCUUGAAAUGUUGAGGUCCGUAGCUGAUGCUGCAGAAAAGGAUCUUGUCACACUGGGUUUCCAGAGUCUACGAAUCAUUAUGAAUGAUGGUCUCUCAACUAUUCCUGCGGACUGCCUUCAAGUAUGUAUAGAUGUUGCUGGAGCAUAUAGUGCUCAAAAGACUGAAUUGAAUAUUAGCUUGACGGCUGUGGGCCUUUUGUGGACUAUGACUGAUUUUAUUGCAAGGGGGCCUCUCUAUGGGCUGAAUGAAGAAAAGAAAGCAGGAAUACUGGCUGUCCAGUUGACUCCAAAGCAAAUGGAUGAUGCAAAUAGGGACAGACAGGCUACCAAUUCUGUCAGUGGAGUUAAUGAUCAACCUCCCUUAGUGAAUAUAGUCAACCGGGACAAGUUGCUAAUCUCCAUUUUCUCAUUGCUUCAAAAGCUAGGAUCCGAUGAGAGGCCAGAGGUCAGAAAUUCUGCUGUCAGGACACUCUUUCAAACACUAGGAAGUCAUGGACAGAAACUAUCCAAGAGUAUGUGGGAGGAUUGUCUCUGGAAUUACGUCUUCCCCACAUUAGAUCGUGCUUCUCACAUGGCUGCAACGUCAUCAAAAGAUGAAUGGCAAGGGAAAGAGCUUGGAACUCGAGGAGGAAAAGCAGUUCACAUGCUCAUACAUCAUAGCCGUAACACUGCUCAGAAACAGUGGGAUGAGACACUUGUUUUGGUACUAGGUGGGAUUGCACGAAUUCUACGAUCUUUCUUUCCUUUCCUUAGAAGUCUGAGCAAUUUUUGGUCCGGAUGGGAAUCUUUGCUUCUUUUCGUCAAGAAUAGCAUUUUACAUGGUAGUAAAGAGGUUGCUCUUGCAGCAAUAAAUUGCUUACAGUCCACAGUCAUUUCUCAUUCUCCUAAGGGAAAUUUGCCAAUAGAGUAUCUUAAAUCUGUUCUGGAUGUUUAUGAGCUUGUUCUUCAGAAAUCACCAAACUAUGGUGGUAAUGCAGCUAGCAAGGUGAAACAAGAGAUUCUGCACAGCCUCGGAGAAUUAUAUGUGCAAGCACAAGGGAUGUUUGAUGGUGGCAUGUACAAAUGGUUACUAGCAAUCAUACAUAUGGAAGUCAAACAAGAGAAGAUCACAAAUAAUAACUUUGAAUCUGAAUUUGGACAUGUUCCACCUGUGCAGCGUGCAGUGUUGGAAAUCUUACCCUCAUUACAUCCAGCAGAGCAUCUUUCUUCAAUGUGGUCCUUCUUUCUCAGGGAACUUUUGCAAUAUCUUCUAAUAUUUGAUUCUCUAGAGAAUGAAGAGAACAAGCCAGAGGGAAACAACUCUGAGCAUCAUAUUCAUGACGGUGGUAAGAUGACAGAAUCUGAGAUGGCCAAUGGGACCGACUUUGUAUCCCUAAAUAAAGGAGGUCCAUCUGUUAGCUCAGGAUCAAGUUAUCUGCUUGCUGAAAAGCUCAUUCCCAUUCUGGUGGAUCUUUUUCUACAGGCUCCAGCAGUGGAAAAAUAUAAUAUUUUCCCUGCAAUUGUCCAAAGUCUUGGAAGGUGCAUGACAACAAGAAGAGACAACCCUGAAGGUGCGCUUUGGAGAUCAGCUGUUGAAGGUUUCAACCGCAUUCUUGUUGAUGAAGUCAACAAAUUAACUAGUUUUCGGCCAGAUCCAAGUAUUAGUAGAUCUACAAGAAUCCGUGUCUGGAAAGAAGUUGCAGAUGUUUAUGAAAUAUUCCUAGUGGGCUAUUGUGGUCGUGCCCUCCAUUCAAAUCCUCUUUCAGCUGCAGCACUUAAAGCUGAUGAGUCUCUUGAGAUGAAUAUUUUAGACAUUCUGGGUGACAAGAUUCUUUCAUCGUGCAUUGAUGCACCACCUGACAUUUUGCAAAGACUAGUUUCCACACUGGACCGUUGUGCAUCACGAACAUGCUCUCUGCCUAUUGAAACUGUGGAGCUCAUGCCUUCCCAUUGUAGCAGAUUCUCUUUGACUUGCUUGCAGAAGUUAUUUUCAUUAAGCAGGUAUAAUAAUGAAGCCAGUGUCUCGAACUUUGCUGGAUCUGAAGUUAGCAAAAUUUCAAUCAUGAUACUCUUGACAAGAUGCGAAUACAUCUUGAGAACAUUUCUGAUUGAUGAGAAUGACUUAGGUGACAGACCAUUUCCACCAGCAAGACUUGAAGAAAUAAUGUUUGUCCUACAAGAGCUGGCUCAUCUGAUAAUGCAUUCAGAAACAGCUUCUGUUCUUCCUUUACAUCCAUAUUUUAAAGGAGAUCUUACAAAGGAGAGCUCUAACAAGCAUGCCCAUCUGUUUGUUCUGUUCCCAACUUUUUGUGAGCUUGUGACAUCGAGGGAACCUAGAAUAAGGGAACUUGUGCAAGUGUUGCUUAGACUCAUCAGUUCAGAAUUAACACUGGAGAAAAUUAAUCUAGCUGCUUGAAUCCCCGAAGAAUAUUCUCCAUGGAGUCAUUCAAGUUCUAUUUGUCCGUGUAAGUUCUAGGGAGGGAAUUUUUUCGUUCCUCCAGUUUUCCAUAGUUUUGUUAUGUAGUUGUUGUACAUUACAAAAUCCCAGUUAUAAAUAUAACAAAACUUACCCUAGGAAAUUUAUUUUGUUGUUCUUUUACAGUGAAUUAAUUUUUUGUAAUGGUUACAGAUUUCGAUGGUGCAAGAUUGUAUGAAUUCUUAUGGUAUAAAAUGGAAAUUGUUUUCAAUUAUCCUUCA
Diospyros lotus (date-plum) is the source of this 6176-nucleotide messenger RNA. RefSeq names its product cysteine synthase-like. Bases 331 to 5895 code for a protein of 1854 amino acids. Gene Ontology annotation, cellular component: cytoplasm. Lineage: Eukaryota; Viridiplantae; Streptophyta; Magnoliopsida; Ericales; Ebenaceae. The transcript is spliced from 52 exons. Gene Ontology annotation, molecular function: cysteine synthase activity. The record is from RefSeq and is a predicted model, not a curated record.